CUAGGAAAUGCAUAACAUAUUUGAUAAGAAUCUCAUCAGCAAUGGCGGUCAAGUUCUUUGUUGCGACUCUCAUCGGUGUCCUCCUUGUGGAGACUGGAUUCGUGAGAGCUGAUCCACUGAGCACUAAGGUGUUCACCGAGGUAGCAGAAACUCAAGAAUUUGGAGUUUGUGGUUGUGAAGCUAUUGUCUACAGUGGACCAGACUUCUAUGGCAGGUUCGAGCUACACAUCUUUCAACAGAACGCAUGGUUUGAAAAAAACUUUCUUCCCUUUACAGCUGAAUCGAUUAAAAUGCGUGGCAAAUGCUUCUUCAUAUUCUACGAGGAAGCCAACUUUCUAGGUACUGCACAUAUCUUGAAGAUUGCAGGCGACUAUCCAUCUCUGACGAACUUUGGUAAUGUCGUAUCGGCUCGUGCUCUCCCUCCAGAAGGAACAAAUGCAAUCGUUUUCUUUGAGCAUAGCAACUACGGUGGACGAAUGGGUGUCCUCUACUCGUCCGAGGACUAUUUGUAUUACUACAGCUUUAUAUCUUCGGUGAUUGUGAUUGGAGGAUCCUGGACUGUGUACAAAGGCUGGUUCUAUUCUGAAUAUGCCGUACGUUUGUAUGAUCGCUACUAUCCAACUCUAUCUGCGAUAGGAAUGUCAAAAAUCGUAUCCGCUAAGAGCUGGUGAUAAAGUACUAAACAGAUAUGUACAUGUAGAUUAUGAACAUGCAUGCAGAAGUAGGUCAGCUUAGCUCAUGAAUUAUAUUUCUGUUGAGACAUUGUAUCAGAUUCUAUAUUUUAUGUGUUACAUGUAUUAAUACUGGCUUUAUAAUAAUAGCAAAAACUCUA
Halichondria panicea is the source of this 832-nucleotide messenger RNA. RefSeq lists its product as uncharacterized. NCBI's taxonomy places the organism in Eukaryota, Metazoa, Porifera, Demospongiae, Suberitida, Halichondriidae. The transcript has 2 exons. The coding region runs from base 42 to 671 and encodes 209 amino acids. The record is from RefSeq and is a predicted model, not a curated record.